AUGUCGAAGCGCGACCUCCACAUCCAGCCGCGCAUGGUCAAGAAGGGCCCCUUCUCUGUGGAGGCCCCUGGCGCUGAACCCGUCCCCGGAGAGACGAUCCCGCGCCGACACCCAGCAGCCAAGGACGGUCUCAUUCUGCGCCCUUCAGAGGACGUCGCCACCACCUACGAUAACUUUCGCCGAUCUGCUCGCUUGUUCGGCAAUGCCAAAGCUGUUGGCAGUCGUCGUUUGAUCAAGACGCACGUCGAGAACAAGAAGGUCAAGAAGAUUGUGGAUGGCGUCGAGAAGGAAGUCGACAAGCAGUGGACGUACUUUGAAUUGAGCGGCUACACUUUCAAGAGCUUCCUCGAAUAUGAGAAGCUGUGCCUGGAGCUCGGCUGCGGUUUGCGCAAGCUGGGCCUGGAGAAGGACGACCGCGUGCACUUGUAUGGCGCGACAAGCGCUAACUGGCUGGCCAUGUCACACGGCGCUGCUUCUCAAUCCGUAACUAUUGUGACCGCAUACGAUACCCUGGGCGAGGAGGGUCUGAAGCACUCAAUUGUCCAAACCUCCAGCUCUGCCAUCUUCCUCGACCCGGGCCUGAUCAAGUCUCUGACCAAGGUCCUGAAAGACGCCCCGUCGAUCAAGCAUGUCAUCUACAACACCGAUUCCGAGGCCAAGCAGGAGGACCUGGACACGCUGAAGAAUGAUUUUGGCCACAUCACGGUGCUGAGCAUCGAGGAGCUGCGCAAGCUGGGCGAGGAGAACCCCGUGGACCCGGUCCCGCCCAAGCCGGAGGAUCUCUGCUGCAUUAUGUACACGUCGGGAUCGACGGGCCCGCCCAAGGGUGUUCCCCUGACACAUGCCAACGUGAUUGCUGCCACCGCUGGUGUCAACGAGAUCGUGGGUCCUUAUAUCGGCCCCAAGGACUCGCUGCUGACCUACCUCCCGCAAGCUCAUAUUCUCGAGUUCAUGUUCGAGAACCUCUGUUUGUUCUGGGGUGGCACCAUGGGGUACGGCAACCCCCGCACGUUGUCCGACGCGUCGAUGCGCAACUGCAAGGGUGACAUUCGCGAACUCAAGCCUACUAUCCUGGUCGGUGUCCCGGCCGUGUGGGAGUCGGUGAAGAAGGGUGUGUUGAACAAUCUGAACAAGAACAACUUCCUGGUGAAGGGCAUGUUCUGGGGUGCCAUGUCGGCCAAGAACUUUUUGAUGGCUACUGGUUUCCCGGGUGCUAACCUUGGUGCUUGGCUCUUGGAUACCGUGGUCUUCCGCAAGCUUAAGGAUGCCACUGGCGGUCAGCUCCGCAUCAUGAUGAACGGUGGUGGCCCGAUCUCAAAGGACACGCAGAAGUUCCUGUCGAUGGCAAUCGCCCCGAUGAUUGGUGGCUACGGACUGACGGAGACUUCGGCCAUGGGUGCCCUGAACGACCCAAUGGCCUGGAACCCUGAGGCCCUGGGUGAGGUGCCUGCGUCGGUCGAGGUUAAGCUUGUGGACUUCCCGGAUGCCGGGUACCUGACCAAGAACACUCCGCCGCAAGGUGAGAUCUUCAUCCGGGGUGGCAGUGUGACAUCGGGCUACUACGAGAACGAGGAAGAAACCAAGGGCGCCGUCGCCGGCGAAGGGUGGUUCAUGACCGGCGACAUUGGCGAGUUCGACGCGAACGGCCAUCUCAAGAUCAUCGACCGCAAGAAGAACCUGGUCAAGACCCUGAACGGCGAGUACAUUGCCCUGGAGAAGCUCGAGUCUGUCUACCGCUCGUCCCCCGUGGUUGGCAACAUCUGCGCCUACGCUGCACAGGACCAGGACAAGCCCAUUGCGAUUAUUGUGCCCGUGGAGGUGGCGCUGAAGAAGAUCGCCAGCGACAACGGCAUUGAGGGCGACACGCUCGAGUCACUCGUCCACAACGAGAAGCUCAAGUCUAUUGUCCUGCAGCAGCUGCAGACCGCCGGCCGCGCCGGUGGUCUCAAGGGCAUCGAGAUCAUCAACGGCGUUGUACUAUCGGACGAGGAGUGGACCCCGCAAAACGGCUACAUGACCGCGGCGCAGAAGCUCCAGCGCAAGAAGAUCGUCAACAAGUACAAGUCCGACAUUGACAAGGCGUAUGGCAAGAAAUAA
Penicillium alfredii is the source of this 2097-nucleotide messenger RNA. It is a transcript of the gene faa4, whose product is annotated as long-chain fatty acid-CoA ligase FAA1. Gene Ontology annotation, molecular function: long-chain fatty acid-CoA ligase activity. Lineage: Eukaryota; Fungi; Ascomycota; Eurotiomycetes; Eurotiales; Aspergillaceae. The record is from RefSeq and is a predicted model, not a curated record. Gene Ontology annotation, cellular component: plasma membrane; endoplasmic reticulum; lipid droplet. The coding region runs from base 1 to 2097 and encodes 698 amino acids. The transcript is spliced from 5 exons. Gene Ontology annotation, biological process: long-chain fatty acid metabolic process; long-chain fatty-acyl-CoA metabolic process.